CCCCGCCACAACAAACCACAGCCAUGGCCGAGACUGCCGCACAAGGCAACAUCCCCACCUUCAAGCUUGUGCUUGUCGGUGAUGGCGGUACCGGAAAGACGACCUUUGUCAAGCGCCAUUUGACGGGCGAAUUCGAGAAGAAGUACAUCGCGACGCUCGGAGUCGAGGUCCACCCGCUCGGCUUCACCACCAACCUCGGACCCAUCCAGUUCGACGUCUGGGACACGGCAGGUCAGGAGAAGUUCGGUGGUCUACGUGAUGGAUACUAUAUCAACGGCCAGUGCGGUAUCAUCAUGUUUGACGUCACCUCGCGUAUCACAUACAAGAACGUUCCCAACUGGCACCGUGACUUGGUCCGCGUCUGUGAGAACAUCCCAAUCGUCCUCACUGGCAACAAGGUCGACGUCAAGGAGCGCAAGGUCAAGGCAAAGUCCAUCACCUUCCACCGAAAGAAGAACCUUCAGUACUACGACAUCUCCGCCAAGUCCAACUACAACUUUGAGAAGCCUUUCCUCUGGCUCGCCCGGAAACUUGUCGGCAACCAGACUUUGGAAUUCGUCGCUGCCCCCGCCCUUGCGCCUCCCGAGGUCCAGGUCGACCAGGCCGUGCUCGAGCAGUACCAGAAGGAGAUGCAGGAUGCCGCUCAGAUGCCCCUGCCCGAUGAGGAUGACGCCGAUUUGUAGAUAUGGCCAUAAGAUCGCCUACAAGGGCGCUGUAACGGGGACACGACACAGUUGCGGAAUUUAGCGGUCUGGGACAGCAGGACAAGCUGAAUUGGGAGAUUCAGACAUUCUUAGCGAAAACGGGACAAAGGGAGCAACGAUGGGCG
Cucurbitaria berberidis CBS 394.84 is the source of this 829-nucleotide messenger RNA. RefSeq names its product GTP-binding nuclear protein-like protein Ran. Gene Ontology annotation, molecular function: GTPase activity; GTP binding. The transcript is spliced from 5 exons. Gene Ontology annotation, cellular component: cytoplasm; nucleus. Gene Ontology annotation, biological process: protein import into nucleus; ribosomal subunit export from nucleus. The coding region runs from base 24 to 683 and encodes 219 amino acids. NCBI's taxonomy places the organism in Eukaryota, Fungi, Ascomycota, Dothideomycetes, Pleosporales, Cucurbitariaceae. The record is from RefSeq and is a predicted model, not a curated record.